Radiomyces spectabilis is the source of this 679-nucleotide messenger RNA. Its product is annotated as Mss4-like protein. NCBI's taxonomy places the organism in Eukaryota, Fungi, Mucoromycota, Mucoromycetes, Mucorales, Radiomycetaceae. Bases 41 to 544 code for a protein of 167 amino acids. Gene Ontology annotation, molecular function: calcium ion binding. The record is from RefSeq and is a predicted model, not a curated record. The transcript is spliced from 3 exons. Gene Ontology annotation, cellular component: cytoplasm.
CAUCCAUCCAAACAAGGAUCCAUCCGUCUAUCCAUCCACCAUGCUUUUGUACCAAGAUAUCCUCAACGGUGACGAACUCUUCUCUGAUGCUUAUCCCAUCAAGGAAAUCGAUGACAUCGCUUAUGAAGUCGACUGCCAAAUGAUCAACAUCAGUGAAGGUGAUGUCGAUAUUGGUGCCAACCCCUCCGCUGAAGGUGGUGAUGAAGGUGUUGAGUCCACCACCCAGACCGUGAACAACGUCGUCUACUCUUUCCGUCUCACUGAGACCUCCUUCGACAAGAAGUCCUACAUGGUCUACAUCAAGGGCUACAUGAAGGCUAUCAAGGCUAAGUUGGCCGAAACCAACCCUGAACGUAUCCCCAUCUUCGAAGCCAAGGCCAGCAGCUUUGUCAAGAAGCUCUUGGCUAACUUCAAGGAUUACGAAUUCUACACCGGUGAAUCCAUGGAUCCCGAUGCCAUGGUUGCCUUGUUGAACUACCGUGAAGAUGGUGUCACCCCUUACUUCACCUUCUUCAAGGAUGGUCUUAAGGAGCAGAAGUUGUAAAUUGCAUGUUUUACUUUUAAAAAAACAUGGCUUUUUCUUCCCCACUGGCUCUAGUUGUUCUUUACCUUCGACGGAUUCUAAAAUUCAUAAUAAAAAUUGCAUUAGUUUGAUUGCUCUGCUCUCUUUAUGAGGAUG